CCUUCCGGUCUCUCACGAGCCGUCCUCCUCGGGCACGACACGAGCGGUGCCCUGCCCCUGCCCACCCAUAAAACCCUCGCAGAUUGAGCGUGCCAACUCCAACCGCACAGGACGAUCGGCCGGCUCCGAGGUCUCCUCCGCUCCGACUCGGCCAACCACCCACCCGAUCCCGGAUUCUCUUUUCGAACGUCGGCGGCGGCGAUGGAGAGGCUCCUGACGUCGCUGGUCUUCUGCGAGGCGCCGCUGGACUUCGCCUACGGCACGCCCGCAGGCACCGGCGCGAGGUUCGCCGCGGACUCCAGUGCCGGCGCCGGGUCAUCGAGGCCGGCCGAGGGAGCCGCCGAGACGACGCGGCGCGUCGCCGUCAAGGCGGCGCUGCGGAAGCAGCAGCCCGAGCUCGCUCCGGCGUUCGACGGGCUCAACUGCUUCGAGACCGUCGUCAUGCCGUCCCGGUCGAGCCAUUGAUCGAUGCACCCAGCUUUCCAUGGUUUCUUGCUCCAAUUCCUUUAUGCUGAUCCGUAGUGUAGGAAGUAACUUUUGUUCGUGCAACCUGCCUCCGUUUUAUUCGUUCGAUUAUUGUACUGCAUAAGUAUCGCUGAUAUAGCAAGUUACAAGCUACCUAUAGCUUUACUGAA
This is a messenger RNA of Panicum hallii, 635 nucleotides long. RefSeq lists its product as uncharacterized. The record is from RefSeq and is a predicted model, not a curated record. NCBI's taxonomy places the organism in Eukaryota, Viridiplantae, Streptophyta, Magnoliopsida, Poales, Poaceae. The transcript has a single exon. Bases 202 to 465 code for a protein of 87 amino acids.